Molecule: messenger RNA, 856 nt
Organism: Xenopus tropicalis (tropical clawed frog)
Lineage: Eukaryota; Metazoa; Chordata; Amphibia; Anura; Pipidae
Gene: fkbp3
Product: FKBP prolyl isomerase 3
Exons: 8
Coding region: 95-772 (225 amino acids)
Molecular function (GO): isomerase activity; peptidyl-prolyl cis-trans isomerase activity
Source: RefSeq, a predicted model, not a curated record
CACGUAGCCGCCUUGUGGGAGUGACGCGCAGAGACGGCGUAACACAGCGUGACACAAUUGGAAGCUGCUAGAUUAAAAAAAAAAAUAAAGUAACAUGACUGCAGCCAGUGAACCUGCACGAGAAUGGAGUAAUGAACAGCUGCACAGUGAUGAUCUGCCCAAGAAAGACAUCAUAAAAUUCCUACAGGAUAAUGGCUCGGACUCGUUUCUUGCAGAAUAUAAAUUACUUGGAAAUGUUAAGAAUGUAGCUAAAACUGCUAAAAAAGAGCAACUGGCCACUGCCUACAAUAAGCUUUUUGAGACCAAGCGCUUUAAAGGGAGUGAUAGUGUUGAGACGGUGACAAAAGAUGUAAAAGAUGUGAAGAUAAAUGAUGGAAAACCCAAAGAAACUAAGCUGGAAGAGACAGUUGAUGAGGGCCCACCAAAAUACACAAAGAAUAUCCUAAAGAAGGGAGACAAGACUAAUUUCCCAAAGAAAGGAGACACGGUACACUGCUGGUAUAUGGGAACAUUGGAGGAUGGAACUGUGUUUGACUCUAACAUCCAGACUAGUGCAAAGAAGAAAAAAGCUGCCAAACCCUUAAGUUUUAAAGUUGGUGUUGGGAAAGUCAUAAGGGGGUGGGAUGAAGCUCUCCUCACUAUGAGCAAAGGCGAGAAGGCCAAACUGGAAAUUGAGCCAGAAUGGGCCUAUGGGAGAAAAGGCCUGCCAGAUGCCAAAAUCCCACCAAACGCUAAAUUGUUUUUCGAAGUGGAGCUGGUGGACAUCGAUUGAGAAAUUAGACAGACAAAAACUUUUAUUAGAAUUGUUUCCAGCAUCUGUAAAUUGUAAAUAAAAUUCACUCUAACAUGUAAAAAA